AUGAAGACUGCUCCACACCAAAAGCUAGUUAUGGUUGGAGAUCGCGACGGGUAAAUAUCUAUUGUGCCUGAAAUUUUGUACUCUAUUCUUUAUUAUAUUCUCUGACUAAAAUAUUAACUUUGAGCUGUAUAUACUUCUCAUAUAUCAUUUUCUUAUUACUUGUAACAAUGUUUUGAUGAAAUCAAUAAGUAACUUUACUUUCAGGCUGAAAGAAUUGCUACGUCGUCGAUUAAUUGAAUGUGGAUGGAGAGAUCAAGUAAAAUUAAUCUGCAAGGAAUUAAUAAAAGAACAUGGUGUUGAUAUUACAUAUGAUAAAUUGCUUUCGAUGGUUACAACUAAAGCAAGAACACUUGUUCCAGAUUCCGUUAAGAAAGAACUCUUACAGAAAAUAAAAAAUCAACUUAUUGCUCAAGAAGAAAAACUAAAAAUGUAAUAGUAAAAAAUAUUAAUUCAUCAACUUCUAUCAAUUUUGUUCGCUGAGAUGUAUAAAUACAAAUGUACAAAUAUAAUUAUAUUGUUUUAAUAUACAUUAUGUAUUAUAUAUACACUGUCAUAUAUCACAAUUUUAGAUUUAAGUUUGUAUUCAAGUAUAUGAUUUUUUAAUUGAAAUUAUAGAUUUAAUUUCAUCAUAUAUAAACCUUGUGUAUACCUCAUAUAAUUGCAUCUAAUAUACACUGCUUCUUCGCACCUCAUUUAAGAAUUGCUAUUCUAUUUUUGUUUAUAUUUUUCAUAUGACAUUAUCAGUUUAAUAUAGUAAUAGUUUAAAUUAGAACUUUCUUUUUGUGAAAUAACAAAAAGAAUACAGAGUAGGAUAUUUAAAAUUAAUUUUAAAUUUAAACUUUAUAUAACUUACAGUACAAUUUACUUGAAGACCAAUGUUAGAAUACACAUACAUAUAUAUUAAUUUUACAACUUUUUUCACAAAGUUCAUAUAUUAGAUCCAUCUUAACCACAGUUUAUUUAAUUUUCUACAAAAAUUGAUUAGAAAGAGAUACCAGAUGAAACUCAUCAAAAGAAUUAA
Messenger RNA from Heterotrigona itama, 1021 nucleotides. The record is from the annotation of a GenBank genome assembly. Lineage: Eukaryota; Metazoa; Arthropoda; Insecta; Hymenoptera; Apidae.